Molecule: messenger RNA, 1959 nt
Organism: Xiphophorus maculatus (southern platyfish)
Lineage: Eukaryota; Metazoa; Chordata; Actinopteri; Cyprinodontiformes; Poeciliidae
Product: B-cell receptor CD22-like
Exons: 8
Coding region: 153-1502 (449 amino acids)
Source: RefSeq, a predicted model, not a curated record
AAUGAGUUUGCAAAUUUUCCGGGUUGCUAGAAAUAGGAAGAAAAACUAACAAACUCCUCUACGUCACUUCCACCCUCAGAGUCGAUUCUCUGCAGGUUUCAUUGCAACACAGCAGCUUCUCCUGAGCCAAACAGUUAAAGAGAGAAGCAGCGAUGAGUUUUUCUGCAGCAGCAGCAACUGGGUUUGUUGUCCUGUUCCUCUCUGUGACAGUGGGAAAAGAUGAACCUGCCUGGUCAGUUAAAUAUGAUCCAUCUCAGAUCUGUGCCUUUAGAGGAUCAACAGUGACGAUAAAAUGCUCCUAUAAAUAUCCAUCUAUAAUAGAUGGAAGAACAACAGAAGUUAAAAAUAAAAUCUGGUUCACUAAAGUAAAUAAUCGAGUCCCUGUGGAUCUGAUGAAGGACUCUGACUAUAAAGAUCGAAUAACUUAUAACUUUACAGAAAGCAGCAGCAGCAGCAGCUUUCUGACAAUCAAAGAUCUGAAACAAAGAGACUCAGCAAAGUACAAGUUCAGGUUCAUAACAAACCGACCAGGUGGAGAAUUUACUGGAUCACCUGGAGUCACCUUGACUGUUCUAGACCUCAGAGUUCAGGUCAGAAGAUCAGAGACGCAGACGGAGCUGAAGUGUGAAAGCAGCUGUGAUCAAAUCAAACCUCCUUCAUAUGUUUGGUUCAACAAAGAGGAGAAAAUGGAGAAACAGACUUCUUCUAUAGUCGUCUCAGUCAGAGAUGGAGGCAGAUAUUCCUGUUCUGUUAAAGGACACGACGAUCUCCGCUCUCCCUCUGUGUAUGCUCCAGAGUCUCUCUCUGCUAAACUGAUGUCCUCUGGUCAGAUAACUGAGGGACGUUCAGUGACUCUGAGCUGCAGCAGUGAUGCUAACCCAGCAGCUGAAUACACCUGGAGGAAGAAGAACAACCAAUCAGUUGUCAGUAAAGACCAACAGUUUAUCCUCAGCUCCAUCCUGUCCUCAGACUCUGGACAGUAUUACUGCACAGCUCAGAACCAGCUGGGAGAGAAAACAUCUGGACUCGUCUCUGUCAAGGUCACAUAUGCUCCCAGGCCUCCCUCUGUGUCAGUGACUCCCUCUGGUGAAAUCAUGGAGGGCAGCCUGGUGACUCUGAGCUGCAGCAGUGAUGCUAACCCAGCAGCUAACUAUAGCUGGUACAAGGAGGGAGAGGAGGCGCCAAAAGCUUCAGGACAAAACUUCACCAUCACUAACAUUUUGUUCAAGCAGAGAGGAAACUAUUACUGUGAAGCUCAGAACAGCAGAGGGCGCUGUAACUCCACUGUGACCGUGAACGUUGUGGCAGCACCAAGGAACCGAGUCGCUGCUGCUGCUGCAGUUUCUGCUGUUCUGAUUCUCAUCCUCAUCUGCCUCCUUGUGUGGCUCAUCAGAAAACCCAAAGUGUGGAAGCAGCAGUCCAGACCUGGAGCAGGACCAGUUCCCAGUGAACAGGUUAGAGGAGAAAAUGACUUAUUUCUGCUAUUUCAACGUUUUUCUUAAUUAACUGGAUUCUUCAUUCUUUAAAAACUCGGGUGAAUUAUUAUUAUUAUUAAUGUUAUUGAACUCUGAUCUGAUGUCCUGGAGUCUUUCUGCAUUUGCACGACUUUUUUCUCAAGCUGCUGUUUAAAAACCUUUGGAUCUUCAAGAGACAGUUGGUUGGUUUCUGCUUUAGGAUAAAAUCAAGUAAAUCUUCAGUCACUCUUUUCCUUUCAUAAAGUUAAACCAAAAUGAUUUCCUUUCCUUUUAGUUUCUGAUUGGGUUCUGCUGUAUUUGGUGUCUUCCUGAGUAACAUUACCCUAAAGCUCUCAGAGCGCCCCCUACUGGUUAAUGUGACUGGUGUCCACAGGUGAACCCAGCAGAGGAAAGUGUUGUCUACUCUGUUGUCCACUUAGCAACGAAACAGGAAGAGCCUCUUUACUGCAACACGGUCCAACUUGGUCCAACUCGGCCCAAGAGA